GGCAGCGGCACGGGCAGCGGAAGCGAGAGGCGGCUCGUGGGGCAGCGGCAUCCGAGCCGGAGCAGAGAUCGCUGCCCUCCGGCGGCCCCUGAGCUCGGCACAGAGCAGCUGGAAGUGAGACAGGGCAGCGGCAGGAGAGACGGCUGCGCCGAGCGUUAUACGCAAUGGCGAUCCGACAGAGCCCGAGACAAGGGCCGCAGCGAGCAGACGGAGGAGUGCUGCUACUGACCGCUGUGCUGCUAGGCUUGUGCUGUCGGGCGGAGCCGGAGCCCAUCCGCUACGCCAUCCCCGAGGAACUGAGCAGAGGCUCGCCGGUGGGGCCGCUGGCGCGGGACCUGGGGCUGAGCCCGGCCGAGCUGCCGGCACGCAAGCUGCUGCUCAGUGCCGAGAAGCAAUACUUCAUGCUGAGCGAGGAGAGCGGAGAGCUGUACGUGAACGAGAGGCUGGACCGAGAGGAGAUGUGUGGCGAGUCACCGACCUGUUCCAUCAGCUUCGAGGCACUGGUUCACAACCCACUCAACGUUUUCCACGUCGAAGUGACCAUCCAGGAUAUCAACGACAAUGCACCGCGCUUCCUCCAAGACCAUUUCCAUCUGGAAAUCAACGAGUUGACAUCUCCAGGCGCACGCUUUGCCGUGGGAGCAGCCGAAGAUGCAGAUGUAGGCAUCAACUCCCUGCAGGGAUACAAGCUGGAGUCCAGCAGUUACUUUGAGGUGGAGGUGAAGGAGGGCAAGGACGGCAGUAAGUUCGCGGAACUGGUGCUCCGUCGAGCGCUGGAUCGCGAGAAAGAGCAGAGCCUGCAUCUGGUGCUGACGGCUCUGGACGGCGGAGACCCUCCUCGCAGUGGCACCGCCCAGCUCUUCAUCAACAUCACUGACGUCAACGACAAUCCCCCCGUGUUCGCACAUGACCGGUACCGAGUGAGCCUGCGCGAGGACGCCCCUCUGGGCUCGAUGGUGCUGAACGUCUCGGCCACUGACGCAGACUAUGGAACCAACGCUCGUAUCACCUACGGCUUCGGGAAAAUGUCUCCCAAGGUGCUUCAGAAGUUUGUGGUGGAUGCGGAGAGCGGCAUCAUCAGAUUACAGGAAGCUCUGGACUUUGAGGACAUGAGGAGUUACACACUGCUAGUGAAGGCUAGGGACGGGGGUGGUCAGGUGGCACACUGCGAAGUGGAGGUGGAGGUGCUGGACGUGAAUGACAACGCGCCAGAAGUGACACUGAGGUCAGUAUCGAGCCCGGUGCCCGAGGACGCUCCGAUCGGCACGGUGGUAGCGCUGGUGAAAGUGCGGGACCGUGACUCCGGGGAGAACGGUCAGGUGCAGUGUGAGCUAUCAGGAGAUUCGCCUCUGUCGCUCGUGGCAUCGUCGGGAGGCUCGUACAAGGUGGUGACGGCGAGCACGCUGGACCGGGAGCAGGCAGCCGAGCACCGCGUGACGCUGGUGGCCAGGGACCGGGGCAGCCCGGCGCUGUCGAGCAGCGCUGAGCUGGUGCUGGAGGUGUCGGACGUGAACGACAACGCACCGGUGUUCGAGGAGGAGGUCUACAACGCCUACGUGGAAGAGAACAACGCGGCAGGAGCGCAGGUGCUGAACGUGCUGGCUCGGGACGCGGACGCGGGCGCCAACGGGCGCGUCAGCUACUGGCUGGAGGGAGGCAGCGCAGGCGAGGCGCCACCGCCGGUGUCCGUGGAGGCGCGGAGCGGCGCCGUGUACGCACAGCGCUCCUUCGACUACGAGCAGUGCCGCGAGUUCGCCGUGGCGGUAAGGGCUCAGGACGGCGGGGUGCCGGCGCGCAGCUCCACGGCCACGGUGCGCAUCUUCGUGCUGGACCGCAACGACAACGCGCCGCGGGUGCUCUGGCCGACGACAGCAGCGGCGGCAGGAGGCGAAACGCCGCCGUUCGAGGUGGUGCCGCGCUCGGCAGAGGCCGGCUACCUGGUGGCCAAGGUGGUGGCGGUGGACGCGGACGCGGGGCGCAACGCGUGGCUGUCGUACGAGCUGGUGCAGGCGGCGGAGCCGGCGCUCUUCCGCCUGGGGCUGCACAGCGGCGAGGUGCGCACGGCGCGGGCCGUGUCGGAGCGCGACGCGGGCAAGCAGCGGCUGGUGGCGCUGGUGAAGGACCACGGGCAGCCGGCGCUGUCGGCCACGGCCACGCUGCACGUGGUGCUGGCCGAGAGCUUGCAGGAGGCGCUGCCGGAGCUGAGCGAGCGCCCGGCGGGCGUGGAGUCGCCGGCGGAGCUGCAGUUCUACCUGGUGCUGGCGCUGGCGCUGCUCUCGGCGCUCUUCCUGCUCAGCCUGCUGCUGGCCCUGCUGGCGCGGCUGCGGAGGGCCGGGCCGCCGCCCGUGCUGCGCUGCCUGGGCGCGCAGCGCUUCUCUCUGGCCAGUGCCGCCUUCCCGGCCGACUUCUGCGAGGGCACCUUGCCCUACUCCUACAACCUGUGCGUGGCUCCGGGACGCGCCCUGACCGAGGCUGCUUGUCUGCCUCCGCCGCUUCCCAGCCUUCCCGCGGAGGCAACGCUCGGCGGGGAGUCCUGCACGAAGCCGAGCCAGAACAACAUCGCCGUCGCGGAAGACCCACCCACCGCCUCCGACACACUGCAGGGUGAGGCAAUUGUAAUUCGAGAUCGGUAUCUACACAAAGCUGUAAAGUUCGCGGCAGAGACUGUGCUUUCGGACUACUCAGAUAAGGCUAGCAAGAUUGUAAACAUCAUAUUCCGAUAG
Messenger RNA from Pogoniulus pusillus (Red-fronted tinkerbird), 2723 nucleotides. Its product is annotated as protocadherin gamma-B5-like. The record is from RefSeq and is a predicted model, not a curated record. Gene Ontology annotation, cellular component: plasma membrane. Lineage: Eukaryota; Metazoa; Chordata; Aves; Piciformes; Lybiidae. Bases 165 to 2723 code for a protein of 852 amino acids. Gene Ontology annotation, molecular function: calcium ion binding. The transcript has 2 exons. Gene Ontology annotation, biological process: homophilic cell-cell adhesion.